Molecule: messenger RNA, 604 nt
Organism: Apis cerana (Asiatic honeybee)
Lineage: Eukaryota; Metazoa; Arthropoda; Insecta; Hymenoptera; Apidae
Gene: Lamtor2
Product: Late endosomal/lysosomal adaptor, MAPK and MTOR activator 2
Biological process (GO): positive regulation of TOR signaling
Molecular function (GO): molecular adaptor activity; guanyl-nucleotide exchange factor activity
Source: RefSeq, a predicted model, not a curated record
CGGUGAAAUAAAAAAAAUUAAUUUAAAAACGUAACAAAAAAAAGAAAUUUGUAUUUAUUAUUUAUAAAAUUAUGUUAAAACCAAAAGCUUUGACACAAGUGCUUAGUCAAGCUAAUACUGGCGGCGUAGAAAAUACAUUAUUAUUAAAUAGAGAUGGUGGUUUAUUAGCUUAUAGUGGUUAUGGUGAUAAGGAUGCAAGAGUAACUGCUGCUAUUACAAGUAACAUUUGGUCAGCUUAUGAAAAAAAUGGACGAAAUGCAUUUAAGGAAGAUGAAUUGCAAUUUAUAUUGAUGGAUUGUGCGGAGGGCAAAGUUGUAAUCACUGAAGUAGCAAAUUUAUUACUAUGUUUGUAUGCUAAAGAAAAUGUGGGGUUUGGUUUAUUAAGAGAAAAAGCACAAGCUCUGGCAAGAUAUCUUGAUAAACCAUUGAAAACAAUAGCCAAUAUGCCUUAAUCAUUAUAUAUUUAUAGAUAUAUAUUAUUAUCUAUGUUAUAAUAUUUAAUUUUAUAUUCUAAUAUUUAUAAUUUUUUGUAAAAAUUAAUUCUUAGUAUUGUCUUGUAAAUAAUAUUUUUUCAAUUAAUAAAAAUUUUAUGUAUUAAAAUUUA